CCUGCUGACCACGCCCCCACUUCCGCUCCUGCGCAUUGGAGCUGUAGGGGAACCACGCUGCCCGGAGGACAUGGCUACUUCCAGGUUACCCCCGGCGACUCUAACACUAAAGCAGUUCAUGAGAAGGCAACAAGUUCUACUUCUCUACAGAAGGAUUUUGCAAGCAAUUCGGCAAGUUCCAAAUGAUUCUGAUCGCAAAUACCUGAAGGACUGGGCAAGGGAAGAAUUCAAAAGAAACAAAGGUGCCACGGAAGAGGAUACAAUCCGGAUGAUGAUUACUCAAGGCAAUAUGCAGCUCAAGGAGUUAGAAAAAACACUUGCUUUGGCAAAAUCUUAACUGUAGUAUUAUCCUGAAAGAUUUUCAAAGUCUCCA
Felis catus (domestic cat) is the source of this 373-nucleotide messenger RNA. It is a transcript of the gene LYRM2, whose product is annotated as LYR motif containing 2. Gene Ontology annotation, cellular component: mitochondrion. Lineage: Eukaryota; Metazoa; Chordata; Mammalia; Carnivora; Felidae. The transcript is spliced from 3 exons. The record is from RefSeq and is a predicted model, not a curated record. The coding region runs from base 71 to 337 and encodes 88 amino acids.